GCCGAAAUCAACUUCAGCCAUUUUUUACAACAUUGUGGUGCAGGCAGGACGGAUCCAGGUUCAGAGGUGAAAGCAGUUAUUAAUCGUUUUUCAUUGGUUAUCUUCAUGUCACGUGAUACGCAGACGACAAAUGCUGUUGUUCUAAGCCCAGCAAUGUCUAUAUCAGGCUACAUCACUCCAACACAAGGAUAAUAAACUCUGGUUGCUUCUAAGGUCUCUUCACAUUACAGAUAAUUAAUGUGUAAUUAUAUUUGAAAGUACAAGUCCACACUUCGUACUUUUCAGAACAUUUCAGUGCAUAGUGUUAUAGAGCUCAUGAAUCGCCGCUGCUUUCGCCUUUAAGACAAAGUUAAGGGCGUGAAAUAGCCCUUUAAUUCCUGUUCCGGCAGUCAUCUCGGUUUGUUGCUGUUGCCUGUUAACGCCGCUUGAAUGUCGUUACUUCACUAUAGUGUGCAGUAUAAUGGUGAAACAAUCAGUCUUUCUACGGGACAAGAGACAUUUGUGAGUGAUUGAGAAGCUUCCCUUGCUUCCAGCAAUGUCGAGCCCCUCUACUACCCACUUAGCUUUACCGCAUUGGGACGGGGGCUCUCGAAAAAUUCGCUUUAUUCAGCUGGUGAAUCUGACAUCGUUCAGACUGACAGACUGCUCCAACAAGAGUCCAGUGGUUCCUCUCUUUUUAGGCGCUGAUCUGUUUUCCAACACAGACAUUCGCACAGAGAACCAUCCCAGAUACCAUGCCAAGUUUGCCAAGAAAGGCUUUGCAACGAAAAUACAUUUUUCCUCAGCGUUCAGGUUCCAUGGGCUGAAGGUAUCUACUGCAAACAACAGCCUCUGGUUCUACAGCGUUCAGGGACUUUUCCGAGUAGCGUUCGAGAUGUACAGUAAGCAGGAGCAGCUUGAUGUGCUUGAGAACUUCCAGGAUGUUUGGAAAUCCCAGAUAAAUGACAGCCCUCUGAAAGCGAGUUACAGCCUCAGUGUGCAGCUGGACAAUGCUCCGCCCAGCAGCCUGCAGGAUACAGAAUCCAGGAGGGAAAUGUCACAACCUCAGCAUCGCCAGGUUGGUAGGGAAUCGAUGGAUGUAUAUAGCAGUGAAACAGUCGAUGCAUCGGCAGAUCACGCCUACUGUUCUUUUCCUAAACAGACAUUGCAAACAGAGCACAGCCAACUUGUUGUUUCGACAGUGAGAGAGAAAUUACAGAGCUUGGAUGACAAACUCUCCUCUGAGACUCACAGCUACACAGAGCAGCUGGAGACUAUCUUGCUGCUUUUGGAGAACAUUGAGCGGUACAUGAAUGGGAAUCUAGAAGAAAAGGAUGUAACAGACACGGUCAUAGCCCUACUAAAGGCCAAAGACUGGGGCAGUGUGUAUUCAAGUUCCCUGCUCUGUGGUGUAGGACGGUGGCUAGGCCAGCAGUUUCACGCAGCCAACGGCAGCAUCAGCCAGAGAGUGGAGGACUUUAAAGUUCAGCACAUUGAGCGGAUUAGUGACUUGCCACCUGCUGAGGAACUAGUGACAGAGCUUUUCCCAGAAGCCAUGCAGACUCUGCUGCUACAUUGGAUGGGUUUAAGUGAGGAGUCCACUGUGGAGAAGAGACACAGCGAGUUCCCCAUCCUGCUCCUCAUCCUCGAGUUCGCCAACCACAACCUCAUCACCGGUGUUGCUCAUGUGCUGUACUCCAGUCUUAUAUGUAAAUAGGAGAUUUUCAUUUAGGCGUAAACACCAAGAAUUUAACUGGACCUUUUUUACCAGUAUUUUAAUGAAUAUCUAUUUUUGUAUAUACAACUGUCCUUUAUUUGCUUUGGCAAAAACUAGACUGUACAAACGGGCCUUCUAUCAGGUUUCGUAACAACUAGGGCUGCAGGAAAACUCUAUUGUGUCGACUUUCAGGGGAGUCCUUUUGCUAGGGUCUAAUCAUUUGUUUAUCUUAAAUUAUGAUUGCACACAAAUUGUGUUUUACAAAACAUGUAACAUUUUGUGAAGAUAAUGCAUGGUUCUAAAACAUAAUUAAUAUGAAUAAAACACAAUUCAUUGAACUUAACAAUA
Molecule: messenger RNA, 2044 nt
Organism: Gymnodraco acuticeps
Lineage: Eukaryota; Metazoa; Chordata; Actinopteri; Perciformes; Bathydraconidae
Exons: 4
Coding region: 536-1696 (386 amino acids)
Source: RefSeq, a predicted model, not a curated record